This is a messenger RNA of Lactuca saligna, 405 nucleotides long. The record is from the annotation of a GenBank genome assembly. Lineage: Eukaryota; Viridiplantae; Streptophyta; Magnoliopsida; Asterales; Asteraceae.
AUGAGCAGAAGAGUGAGUUUCAGCCCAGACGUAGACGACAUGCUAUCACCACCACCGGUAUACUUCACCAAACACGGCGAUGACAGAGCCAGCACGACGGAGCCGAUGAUGAGAAUAUGGACUUUCCGUCCACCAAAAAGCUCUGGUUUCUCCGCCAUGAGAUUCCUUGGAAGAAUCAAAGCCAAAUUCGCAAAAGCACUGGGUUUCGUUUCAUCUUCACGAUCGUCAUCUUCAUGUAGUUGCACUUUAGAAAGAUCAAAAUCUUAUGUGGAAGCAUUAGAUUCUCAUCGAGCUCAAGCCAUUGAAGACUGUAUUCAGUUCUUGAAUUCUUCUUCUUCUUCCUCUUUUCAGAGCCUACCAUGUAUGGCGAGAAAAGCCUUUGAGAAAUUAGAAAAUUGCAAGUAG